GGGCACCGGACCCCAAAAUCGAGGUCCCUGCUGGGGAGGCUGCAGCUGGGGGUCGAGGCGGGUCCCACUGGCGAGGUGCGGGCCAUGGCGCACCCCUGCCACGAGCGUGCCCGUUCUCUGCGCGCCUCCCGGCGGGCACCCAGGCGUAGGAAAUGCUCCCCGGGGGAACGGGCCCGACCUGUUUGCUGCGGGGCCGUGGCUCGGCGCAGGAAUGUGGGUGGUUGGAGGCCACAGGCGGGUCCCCUGGGGCCAAACCCCGCGUCCCCCGCCCGCCGCCCGCACUCGGCGCUCGGCACCCAGCCCCUGCACCAUGCUCCCCCUGCUCCUCCUGCUGCUGGCGGCGGCCCACGGCCUGCAGGAGCUCCCGUACGAGCCGAUCCUCACCGAGCACAAGAUGAGCGGCCGGAUCACCGGCAGCACCUUCGUGCUGGAGCAGCCCCGCUGCGCCUUUGACAAUGUCACCGCGGUAGGAACAGCCACCAGCAUCUGGCUGGUGGUGGCCGAGGCCGCGGCCCCCGUGAGCUUCCCCACCAGCGUGCAGCCGGGGCUGCCCCAGUGGGCUUUCCAGAACUUCCCCACCAACACCUCCGCCUACCUGACGCUCGAAGCCACCAUCCUAAACUACCCCUGCUCCAAAAACCCCCCGGAGAUCACGGUGCUGCGUGUGGGCAGCGAGAGCAGCUGUGCCAAAAACAGCGCCGUACCCACCUGUAACGGCCCCCUGCCCGGCCCCGGGCCCUACAAGGUGAAGUUCCUCGCCCUGAACGGCACCGAGCCCGUGGCCGAGACCCAGUGGUCGCAGCCCAUCACCCUGAGGACAGCCCAGCAGCCCCCGAGCGGCCCCGGGGCGGGCGGCAAGCGCAGCGCCGAGAUGAUCGCCAUCACCUCCAUCCUCUCCAUCCUCCUCGCCCUGCUGCUGGCCGGCCUGGUGGCCACGCUGGCCUUCAGCGGCUCCGACCCGUGUGGCCGUGGAGGCGUCUUCAAGCCGGAGGCGGCGUCGGUGCGGCGCUACAACACCCACCACGUCUACGACCAGCCGGCCGCGCGCCUCUGAGCCCCGCCACCCGCCGGGACCCCCCCAUGGGACCCCGGGGUGACCGCGGGCUGAGUGGGAGAGGAGAUAAAUGGGAUUUCUGCCUGCCCCCU
Anas platyrhynchos (mallard) is the source of this 1146-nucleotide messenger RNA. RefSeq names its product uroplakin-3b-like protein 1. Gene Ontology annotation, cellular component: membrane. NCBI's taxonomy places the organism in Eukaryota, Metazoa, Chordata, Aves, Anseriformes, Anatidae. The record is from RefSeq and is a predicted model, not a curated record.